This is a messenger RNA of Ectocarpus sp. CCAP 1310/34, 3367 nucleotides long. Lineage: Eukaryota; Phaeophyceae; Ectocarpales; Ectocarpaceae. The record is from the annotation of a GenBank genome assembly.
GACUGCUUGCUCGCUGCGAUAACACCGGGAAAGCACGCAUCUGGGAGCACGCGUUAGAAGAAAAGAGCGCGGCACGCGCCGCCCUCGAGCGAGAAUGGACAAGUACCUGGAUUCGGGGCCGUCGUCAUCUACCGUGGGCCAGGACAGGGUACCUAUCAGGCGGUCCGCCGCGAGCACCAAGAGCCGCCUGAACACCCUGCUAACGAAACCGAAGGCCAAGCCCGCGGAAGGUUUCGACGUGUCCGUGAUCGGCGACCUAUCGGUCGGAGAAGGGGCUGCUGCUGCUGCUGCUGCUGCACCGGCCGCGAAAAGAGCGAGACGCUCUUCCCGCGGUAGCGGGGAUGGAGGAGCAGGCGCUGCUGCUGUUGGCUCUCGAGCGGAGUGCUUGGACGUGACCGCGUCGCCGCAGAGGGGCGCGGCCCGCUCCGCAGCAUCCGGAAGCUCCAACGGCGGGUCGUCGUCAGGAGGCAUUUGUGAUGACUUCGGCGCUCGUUUCAGCGGAAGGAAGAAUAACAACAGAGGCAGUAAUAGAGGUGGGUCGAGCACUGUGGGGGGCAGGGCGAACAGCUACAGCAGCCGGUGGCCCACGACGUCUACUGGCGGCAGUGGCAGUAGCGGCGGUGGUGCGCGUAGCAGUAGUCGCAGCAAGAUGGGUCCAUGGGCGCGAAGGCCGGGGGAGGUAGCUCUGUGCGCCGAGGAGGGCUACGACCCGUUGGAGCUCAUGGACGACGCGAACCGAGAGAUUUUCGGGAACAACGGCUUUCGAGGGGUCCAGGAACGAGUGAUUCGGGCGACUCUCUGCGGUCGCGACUGCUUUGUCCUCAUGCCCACAGGGGGUGGGAAGUCUCUCUGUUACCAGCUGCCGGCAUGCCUCAGCAAGGGCGUCACGUUUGUCAUGUCCCCGCUGCUCUCUCUCAUCGAGGACCAGGUCACCCAGCUGCUCAAGGCUCCGUGCGGAGGCAUCCCGGCCGCCCACUUGACGAGCGCCACCCCUACAACUGCGAUCAAGCAGAUCUAUAAGGAUCUCGGCAGGGCGGACAGGGACCGUGAGCCGAGCGUCAAACUGCUGUACGUGACUCCGGAGCGGCUGGGCAACUCGAACUCCAUGCUUGACUUCAUGCACCGCCUGAACGACAAGGGUAUGCUAGCUCGCUUCGUGAUCGACGAGGCUCAUUGCGUGUCCUCUUGGGGGCAUGACUUCAGGCCCGACUACUCCAAGCUUGGCUACUUCAAGAAAACCUUCCCGAACGUGCCCAUCAUCGCUCUCACCGCCACCGCGACCAAGACGGUGAUGGAGGACGUCAUCAAGAGCUUGCGGCUGGUCAACCCGACCAAGUUCAUUCAGAGUUUCAACCGCACCAACCUUGUGUUCCGUGUGGAGGAGAAGCCCGACAAGAUCAACGACGCGAUGGAAUACGUCGCCGACUUCAUCAAGAAGCAGAACAGCAUGAACGGCGGACGGGAAGUGUGCGGGAUUGUCUACUGCAUGACCCAAAAGGAAACUUCGGCGUUGAGCGACUUUCUCCGGAAGAAGAAGAUCUCCGCGGACUACUACCACGCGGGUCAAGGGGCUGCUGAGAGGAAGAGCGUGCAGGGAGCGUGGCAACGGGGAGAAGUCAGCGUCGUCUGCGCCACGAUCGCCUACGGAAUGGGCAUCGACAAGCCGGACGUCAGAUACGUGGUACACAUGUCGAUCGCCAAGAGCGUCGAGGGCUACUACCAAGAGGCGGGAAGGGCUGGGAGGGAUGGGCAAAGGGCGGAAUGCCUCAUGCUAUUCCGCGGGCCGGACGUGAGCAAGAUGAAGAACCUGGUGAUGGGCUUCGGUAAGCGACGGGCGAGAAGAACGAGCGCCGCCACGACUCGGCAGCUGGACAUGCUCGAGAGGAUGAAGGACUACUGCCUGGAGGAAGGCGUCUGCCGGAGAAAAUUCUUGGCGAGGUACUUCGGCGAGGAGUACAAGGCAUCCAUGUGCAACGGGAUGUGCGACCACUGCGCUAAGCGGGCGCCUUCGGCGUACCGCCGUACAUCAGACUGAGCGUGAUCCCGACUGUUGCGGGUGCCCCCCCCCUUACCUUGGUUGCGUUAUCCUUGUUGAUGCAACGCGCGUGCGACCUUUGUUGUGUCCACCUGGUACCACCAAAUUCGUUUUGCGUCACUCGGGUUUUGUGGUCGUUUUGUUUGAAUGGGGCAGUGUUACCGGGUAGAUGUAUAAAGUCAACUACGCGAAAAUGCCAAUGAGGAAGGGUAGGGACAACAACUACUGUAGUGCGCCAUGUUGGAGAUUUUGUCGAUCGUCAACAUUGGUUUGUGGAAGGUUAGCCACUCAGUUCCCUUAUCCCUGGUAAGGACGGGCGUUUUUGCCCUUGAGUUGGUCAAAGAUCGUCUGUGUGUUGUUGUCCAGGUCAUACGUUGGCUACGGUAUCACGAGAGGAGUAGGUCGCUUUAGGGGGAAAUGAGGUUGUCUAGCGGAAGUGAUUCGUGAGACGGCUGACUGGAGCAACACGCCUAGGCUGGAAAUUCGUCUGGGAAACUGGGACUGAGAGAGAGAGAGGCGCAGCCAACCUUCGCGAUCGCUCUUGGCAGAGUCUCGGGCGUUGGCAAGUGCUGUCACAUGUCUCAAGCGGAGAAUGUCGAGAACACCAGAACAGAUAACAUGAACUCUGUGAGCAGUCUACACGAAACAAGGGUUAACAUGCGGUGGGGGAACCUUGGCGCAAUCACCAUUAAUGUCUGCAAUGUAAACGCGACGAGCUAAGAGCGAGAUACGGCAACGACCGGGUUAAUCAGGUAGUUAUCUUGGUUUUCGUCAAGUACAAGUUCGUUUUCCGAGCGAGGAAUGCAAUGCCGUCUGUCGCUCCUUGGCGGCAGCAAGCGCGCUGCCAGUCUCCCUUCUCCUUGCGGAGUAUUUCACACAAGUGGUGUCAAGGAGGGAACUCUACUCUCGGCACUCGAUCCCCCGCCAACAAGCAAUGGCCAACACUAACUGCACGCAACUUCCUUCAAAUUUGUACAGUGGUCGACCAUGCGGACUUCUUCGACCUUGAUAUGUGCAGCGAAAAAACAGAAAUAACCCAAAAGCCGACAACGCCCCAAGCGACACCGGAAGGACGCAGGGACCUUCCACCUACGUCAGCAUAUCAGUAUAUCACUAUGCACCAAGACACGUCCACCUUCGACUACCAAGCGGGGCUUUGGAUCCGAACAACAGCAUUGGGUGGUGCCCUUCGGGGUGAAACUAACGCACCACUCUACCCCAGUUCUAGAGCAGCCCGACAUGUUCGUUGUCAAGUGGCGGGCACCUUGUCCCCCAGCUGAAGCUUUCGGGCAUGUACACAUACAUUGUAACCGGUCGCCCCGGUGGUCUAGU